AUGGGUCAGGUUAGGAGGGACCACGGGUUCAUCUGCAGCCCGGCUGCCUACCGGCUGACCCCUGAGGAGGUGGUUCGGAUGCGCAAUGAGCUCUUCACCAAAGAGAAGGAGAGACAGUUGUCUCUCCACCCACGGAUUGAGAAAAUAGAAGUGAAAUACACUGGGAAGUCACACCCUGGCACUGUGUUUGUGAUGAACAAAGCUCUGUCCACGCCGUACAACUGUGCCAUGCAUUUAAGUGAAUGGCAUUGCAAGAAAUCAGUUCUGGCUCUUGUGGAUGGGGAAGUGUGGGAUAUGUACAGGCCCUUGACCAAAUCAUGUGAAAUUCAGUUCCUUACCUUCAAAGAUGAAGAUCCAGAGGAAGUAAACAAGGCCUAUUGGCGUUCCUGUGCCAUGAUCAUGGCAUGUGUGCUAAAGAGGGCGUUCAAGGAUGAGUACUCAGUCACCCUGGUUAGAGCUCCAGAAGUGCCAGUGAUCUCUGGAGCUUUCUGUUGUGACGUACUUCUGGACAAUAGACUGAAUGAUUGGAAACCAACAGAUGAUAACUUCCGUUCUCUUACAAGAGAUGCCGUGAAGCUAAUCCACCAAGACCUGCCCUUUGAAACACUGCAAGUUGAGGCAAAAGUAGCACAUGAAAUGUUUCAGCAUAACAGGUACAAAGUGGAGAUGAUAGAAAGAAAAGCUUCUCAAAAUGUGGAAGGAAUUGUAACAUUACACAGGUUUGGUGACUUCGUAGAUGUUAGUGAAGGACCUUGUAUACCAAGGACAGGUUUCUGUUUCCAGUAUGCGAUAACAGCAGCCCAUAAUCUUCAGACUGAGCAAUCAGAAUUGAUAAAAAGGUUCCAGGGUGUGUCCCUGCCAAUCCAUUUGAAGGCUCACCACAUUGUGUGGCACAAACUGCUGGAGAGGUCGAAGAGGCUGGUCACUGAAGAAAAGUAUUUGGAAGCAGCAGCCGAGCAUCUUGAGGCAAAAGAUGGAACUGAAGAAGAAAAAACUGUAUCAGUUUAAAUUAACUUGAACCUCUAAAUGUACAUAAUAAAAUAG
Molecule: messenger RNA, 1044 nt
Organism: Acanthisitta chloris (rifleman)
Lineage: Eukaryota; Metazoa; Chordata; Aves; Passeriformes; Acanthisittidae
Gene: MRPL39
Product: mitochondrial ribosomal protein L39
Exons: 10
Coding region: 1-1008 (335 amino acids)
Cellular component (GO): mitochondrion
Molecular function (GO): RNA binding; nucleotide binding
Source: RefSeq, a predicted model, not a curated record